Molecule: messenger RNA, 546 nt
Organism: Cylindrotheca closterium
Lineage: Eukaryota; Bacillariophyta; Bacillariophyceae; Bacillariales; Bacillariaceae
Source: the annotation of a GenBank genome assembly
AUGGCAUCUGCAGAAACAGAAUUAGCUGCAACUUCCGCGCAAAAGGCUGACAGCAAAAUCCGCACGGAUCUCGCAACCCUCCAAGAAAAGAUGGACUUGUGCACCAGCAUGCUUCAUCCAGGAGCUGCGGCUCCGAGUUUUUCGACUGACAAUACCACCAUGAUGAGCGUGGUGGGAUUUUUGGAAGCUUGUGUUCCUCGCAUGGUGGAAUUGGUCGAAGUAGCUGCCAUGGGAGCUGUCAGUGAAGAGGUCCUUAUGGAAUGCUUGCAGAAGAAUGACGCCUUGCAAAAGGUACUGACCGACAUUGAUCAAGCGGCAAUGACAGAAACAUCUGCUUCUACGACAACUGCCAGUGCCGAUGUGCCCUCUGUUUCGGAUCAACUAGACGACCUGUUGUUGGAUGAUGGCGGUGCUGCUGCCGCUGCAAACUUUACCAUCGGCGAUGAUGAUGACGAUGAAGGAGUCGAUGACCAAAAACCAUCAGCAAAUUUGAAGUCGGAUGAUGAAUUUGAUUCCUUUUUUGCCGAACGAACAGCGAGUAAGUAA